AUGUCAGCCGUUCAACUUGCAGAGCGAAGAAUCCAGUCGUCCAUCUCCUUGGCCAACAAAGAUCCCAAGCAAGGCUUUGGUGAGUUCCGCCAGGAUACCGAAACCACUGAAAUGGAGGUUCAGCAGCGACUGGUUGGGUGGAUCCUGGGCAAGUCGGGCAUGGUGUUGAAGCAGAUUGAGCUGCAGAGCGGAGCCUCUGUGACCAUUGAUCAGUCAACGAAGGAGCUUGGGUUUAGCAAGUUGCGGAUCACCGGCGGCUUCGCACAGCGUGUGGCUGCUAGACGUUUGAUUGAAGAGAAGCUUGUUGAGGCAGAUGCAGCAGGAGCUCGAUGA
Cladocopium goreaui is the source of this 333-nucleotide messenger RNA. The record is from the annotation of a GenBank genome assembly. NCBI's taxonomy places the organism in Eukaryota, Dinophyceae, Suessiales, Symbiodiniaceae.